Cyclopterus lumpus (lumpfish) is the source of this 3497-nucleotide messenger RNA. Its product is annotated as transmembrane protein 163-like. Gene Ontology annotation, cellular component: synaptic vesicle membrane. Gene Ontology annotation, molecular function: zinc ion binding. The transcript is spliced from 8 exons. The coding region runs from base 80 to 943 and encodes 287 amino acids. The record is from RefSeq and is a predicted model, not a curated record. Lineage: Eukaryota; Metazoa; Chordata; Actinopteri; Perciformes; Cyclopteridae.
CCCCAGUAAAGAAGCCCGCACCUCCCGCGCAGGUGUGACAUUUUUUCGAGUGCCUCGCUCAACCGGAGCCGCCGAGAAGAUGACGGACGCCGCCACACCGCCAGACCCCGCCGCCGUCCCGGACCCGGUUGUAGUGGACCCCACGGUGGUGAACGGGCAGUGCGAGCAAACGGACUCCCAGCAGGAGCAGCAGCAGGAGCCCGACACAGAAAGUCAGGGAGAGGGUUUCAAGAUGGACCAGGAGAUGAAGAUAACGGACAGCGUGGAGGACGGAGGUCUCCUGGAAAGCAGCAUGCGCCUGAAGCCCCACGAAGCGCAGAGUUACCGCAAGAAAGUUCUGUGGGUGUCCUGGGUUUCCAUCGUGAUCACGAUCCUCCUGGCCAUCGCCGCUUUCACCGUUUCCAUCAUGCGCCACAGCGCGUCAGCGUUUGGAUUUGCUUUCAACGCCGUGCUGGACGUGUUGUCCUCUGCCAUUGUGCUGUGGCGGUACAGCAACGCCGCCGCCGUCCACUCGGCACACCGUGAGUACAUAGCCUGUGUCAUCCUGGGCGUGGUUUUCAUCCUGUCCUCCUUGUGCAUUAUGGGUAAGGCCAUCCACGACCUGACCACCAAGCUGCUACCUGAAGUGGAUGACUUCCUGUUCAGUGUGUCCAUCAUCAGCGGCUUGGUGUGCGUCAUCUUGGCUGUGAUCAAGUUCAUGCUCGGCAAAGUGCUCACGAGCCGCGCCCUCAUCACCGAUGGCUUCAACUCGCUGGUGGGGGGAGUCAUGGGGUUCUCCAUUCUCAUCAGCGCUGAAGUGUUCAAGCACGAGCCCCAGGUGUGGUACCUGGAUGGGACAACAGGUAUCCUCAUGGGUCUCAUCAUCCUCGCCUAUGGCGUCAAGCUGCUGCGCGACAUGGUCCCGCGGGUCCGGCAAACCAGGAACUACGAGCGCUUUGAGUGACGGGCCGCGGAGGGAGAAGAGGGUUUUUGGGAGGGAUGGCUGACCGACUGACGGGGUUAGAGUCCCCGCACUCCCUCCACAGACAAUCGCAUUGAGUCCUCGGGUUGCCAGCGGAGGCUUCAGUGUCUAUACAUUCUUUUGAACCGAGGAUCCGGGCCGAUGAUGGCUUCUUGCCGCCUUUUAAGUGUUUUACCACGUGAUACAUUUAAUAUAUCUUUGUCUGUCUUUUAACAGUAAAUGGGGCAGUAUGUUGUUUCACGCCUCCGUAUUUAAACAAGAUGGUUAAAAAGAUGGCGUCAAACCAACUCGACUCAGUUGUAGAAGAGACAAGCUUGGACUGCGGCGUACGGGAUACAUGUCUACACCAGAGUCCACAACUUCCGGAGAGGCAACGUUUAUUUGAAGUUGAUGUACAAUACCUCAGUUACACCUCAUCGCCCUGUCAAAACACUGCAGUUUAUUUUCCCAUGAUUCUUAGAGGCCUUUGCUCAGCCGUGCUAUAAAGUGCUCCCGUGUGGCAGGUGAGAGACUGAUGGAUGGAGCUGAUGUAGCAGUGGAGGAUUAAUGGCCUUUUACCUUUCCUUUAUCACGAGAGGACACAUCAAUACAAGGCUCGUUUGGCAAUGGGGAGCACUACGAGGCUCGGUAACACCCGAGUUACUGUUCACAGUAUUUAUCUCCACUGUUGCGCCGGUCCUGGACGAUAAGAAUCGUUUGGCAUCCAGUCGCAAAAGAGAGACAUUACCUCACUCCGCCUCCACUUUCCUGGAAACGCAUCAGAAGGGAAACGGCAGACUCUAGAUCAGUAGCUCCAGGUCGCCACCUUUUUGUUAUUUUUGAUUUUUUUAAGUUGACAUUGCGCCAUCUACUGAUCAGGAGAGGUACCUGCCGCACACGUGAUGAAUAUAUUUGCAUCUAAAACAGAAAGUUCCUGCACUAGAGACACAACUCUUUGUCGUCAUGGAUUUGAGCUCCAUCUGGCAUUGAAUGCACAAUAUGAUCUUUAUACUAGUCGAAGGCUACAAGAGCCAAUAAAAAGAGGAGCCAGAUCCGUCACACCCGAGAGAGUUCGAUCAAUAAUCAGUAGUAGACAAACAUUAUAUGUGCUCACCGUCUCUCCUCCACUGUAUCGCUUUAAACGCAGGUUAACCUGUUGUUUAUUCUAAUUGAGCUUAAUUGAUAAAGUCAAAGCUCUUGCUAAGUGCUUUUCACACUCUGAGCCAGUGGGUUGUUUGUGUGCUGGUUUAGCCAAUUUCACCAAUUUAGUUGGUGGCCAUUGAUGUGUGAAGGUUUCUUCUCAGUUGGACAGCUUUGGUUCCUUUGGGAUUUAGUAGAAGUGCUACUAGCAAGACGGAGGACAAUGUCUGAGACCAGUCAGUGGAAUCUGUGGUCUGGUCUGGCUUGAAGAACCAGGAAGUACCCGUAGUGAACGGACUACUUUCUGACAGCCGUGAAUGUUUUAAUUCAGUUUACUGUGAAGGGUUCCACUUUCAGUGCCGAUUGCUCAGGUAGUUAUUGACAGGAGACCCUAAGACACGCCCACUACUGGCCCGAGUGUCACCGACCAGUUCAGAGUUCACUGACUUGAACCUUUUGGGCCGUGUUUAAUCUUUUGGCUUCGUCACUUUUCCUCGUCUUGUUGUGCGUGAUGCUGAUGGCUGUUUGCAGGGGAACUGACCCCCAACGGGCAGUGAAGGUUUUGGACAACAGGCAAGUCAACAUUCACGACAUCGUGUCAACACGUCCUCUCUUAUCUGGAGAUGACGUUUGUUUCGGGAGUUUGUGGAGCGAUAGAACAGGUGAUCAUCAAAUGUUGAUCAUUUACAAAAGACAACCUUUUUCAGAGGGUAUUUUGAGUUGGGUCUGAUGUUAGUAGACCCUCCACAGCAGCUCUUCUUUUUUCUUUUUAAAUGGUGGUUCGUUUUACCCUGGCAUUUCAAUUUGCAUGUGUGAAAGAACACAAAUGACUUACUGUAGCACAGUGAGCAGGAGGCUGUUAAUUAGUAUUAGUGUUAUUUAUUAGUCUAUACUUAGUAUGCCAUCAAUAUGGAACCACACGUGAACUGACGUUUCUCUCCAUCCCAGCUGGGCUCCUUCCUGACUCUGUUAAGUGGAGCAUGACGUCAUUAUCAGGUGGUGCGUCAGCUGUCAGGCGACUGGUCGUCCAGACUAGAGGACGCUUCCUUCUUCAGUCACUGUAACCGGAUGUACACACUCUGCUGUGGGACUAGUUUGUACGGCGCGCAGUUGUGCCGGCGUAUUGAUUUGUUUCGUGUCACUUUUAUUUGAACACGAGUGGUAUUUUAAAAGUUGUGAGAACCUUUUGAGGUCUAUUUGUGGCUAAAAUGUUUAUGAGGCCCAAAUUUCACUCCAUUUGUGCUCAUUGUAUGACACAGACAGACGGACACUCUUCUGUAAUGAUGUAAAUACUGAAUCUGUAUUGCUGUGAUGUAAAACAAAUAUUAAACCAGAGUCUGAGCCUUUUGUCACAGAAAAAAGGUUUAUUUAAAAAUAAAGUUAUAUCCCUCUUACCCAUCAAGGACUGUGAAAACAA